Molecule: messenger RNA, 2919 nt
Organism: Rotaria sp. Silwood2
Lineage: Eukaryota; Metazoa; Rotifera; Eurotatoria; Philodinida; Philodinidae
Source: the annotation of a GenBank genome assembly
AUGACAAGUACGCCAAGUAGUAAUAUGCUUUUGUUACCACCAUCAGCAUUUCAAUCGACAUCAUCAUUUCAAUCAACAUCAUCAUUGUAUUUAAAUAAUGAUAAAGAAAAUCAAACGUCAACAACAACAACAACAACAGUUCAUGAACAACUUGAACAAUUACAAGAUGAAAUUGGUAGAUUAAGAACAAAUAAUGAAGCUCUUAAAACAUCUGGACGAGAUUUACUUGAACGCGCACCAGCAUUGAUAAAUUUACCUCGUCGUUCAAAUAUAGUACAAGAAACUCUUGAAGAUAUAAUUCAACAACAAGCAACUGAAAUUGAACGUUUACGUAAUGAACUUGAACGUGAAAAGUCUCGUUGUUUAAUUGCAAUUAAAGGACUUGAACAAACUUUACGUACAAAAGAAUUAUCAUGGAAAGCACAAUUAAAUGAAUUUGAAAUACGUUCAGCAGAAUUACAAAAAGUUCGAAAAGAAAAACUUUAUUAUGAACAAUUAUUAUCAUCACAAAAAUUAUCAACAUCAACAGAUAAUAUUAAUAAUAAAUUAUCUCAACAACUUGAACAAAGUGAAAAAGAAAAUGUUUCAUUAAAUGAAGAAAUGCGUUUAUUAAAUUUAAGAUUAACAUCAAUGAAUGAUGUAUUGACUUUACAAGAAGAAAAACUUGAACAACCAACAUUAAAUAAUAACGAAAAAAGACAAUCACUUCUUAAUUGUUGGAGAACAAAAGUUUAUGAUCUACUUAUGCAACUUAAAUCAAUGGAAUUAAUUCUAAAAAAUAAUAGUAAUAAAUUUUCCAAUGAGUUUACAGCCAUGAACUUACAUUUGAAUAAAGUAGUACAACAACUUGAAAUAAAUGUAACUGAACUCGAAGAACAAAAUGUAAAAUUUGAAAAGGAAAUCGAAGAGCGACAAUUAAUUUGGGAACAUCGAGAAUUAGAAAUGGAAAGAAAAAUAGAUCAACUUGAAAAACAACAAAAUGAUAUUGCUGAUGCAGCAAAACGGUUCGAAGAAGCUAUCGGUAAUUAUCCUGAUCCAUCAUUACCUGUGGCUCAUCAAUUAGAACAAGCUUUACGAAUUAUUCGUGAAAAUAUACAUCUAUUAAUGGAAGCUAAAGUACAACAUCAACUUGUUGAAAAGAAAACUGCUGAACAUAUUGAAAAAGUUCGUGAAAUGGAAGAUGCUAUAUUAGCUCGUGAUAAAAUUAUUCAUGAACUUCGACUUCGUUUACCAACAACAACUAUUCUUGAUUCAGAUAAACUUAUUUCUGAUGUUAUGACACGACCUGAUGACUUUUCACGUUUAGCUGCUGUUCGAGCAGCACAAUCAACAAUUGAUAGUCUUCAAGCUCGUAUUAUACAAAAAGAAGAAAGUAUUCGUAAAUAUCAAGAAAUGCUUAAAGAAGCACGAGAUGAUUUAAAUAAACAAACACGACAACAUGAAGAAGAAAUUCAAUUACUCAAUGAACAGUUACAAAAUAAACGUGAUUUAGAUUUUAUUCGUUUUAAAGAAUUUGUUGAACGAGGAGGAAAUCCAGCUCUUUUUCAAGGUUCACCUUCGUCAUUUGAGGUAGCGCGUUUACGCGAACUUGAAGAAAAUGUUGCUGUACAAGAAAAUACAAUUGCACAUUUAAAUGAAAAAUUACGUGAAGCACGUCGUGAAGCUGAAACAUGGAAAGCACGAUUAACACAAAAAAUGGAACAAUUUAAACAUGAUCGAGAAAACGUUAAAACCAGUUAUGAAAAAAUUGUGAAUGAACUUAAUCGUGAAAUAGAACUUCAUCGUUCACAAUUACAAGAUCAACAAGUCAAGCUUGGACAGAUGAAUGAUUAUGAGAAUGCACAAAAAUAUUCACCUAACAAAGCAACAAAAAAUCUAACAACUGGAGCAAAUCAACGUGAACAACCAUCAUUAAAAGAAGAAAAACGUCAAGAAUUCAUACGUGCUUUAGCUGAUAUUCGUAGUGAUAUGGUUAAAAUAGCUGAAGGAAAUCUAAAAGCUAUGAAUGAAGAAGACAAACAAAAUCUUUCUAUACAAGCAUUAAUUACAAAUAAAACAGCACAAUUACAAGAAAUAAUUGAUGAUUAUGAAGGACAAAUACAAAAUUUAAAACGAGAAUUAAAAACACAAAAAGCUUUAGCACAACAAUAUACGGAUCAAGCAACUGAUGCUCGAGGAAAAUUAGCUCAAAAUGAGAAGAAAUUAACUAAACUUCAUCAACAAAAUGCAGCACUCUCAGAUAAUGCCCAACGAAGAAUGACUGGUCAACAACUUCAACAAGGCCAAGGUGAAGAUACAAUCGAAUCAUUACGACGUCAAGUUCGUCUACUCGAAGAUAAACUUCGCAAAACAAAAACAGCUGAACGACCUAUGGAUGAAACUAGGGAUGACCGAACAAAACGAACAGUAGAAUCAUUUCAACAACAAAUAACUGAUUUAGAUACACAUAAAAAAGAAUUACUUAAAUUUAAUCAACAAUUAAAAGAUGAAUUAAGCAAAGUUCGAUUACGUAAUGAAGAACUACAAAAAAUUAAUACAUUUUUAAAAGCUGAAAAUGAAAGUUUAAGAAAUGGUGAAAGUCCGCGAUCAACAUCGAGUGGCGGUAUUCGACGAAUUGGUGAAUCUGGUCGAUCUACUUAUGAACUCGAAAAAAUGAUUGCAUUAAUGAAAAAGAGAAUUGAUCAUCUUCAAGCAGAAAAUCAAACACUUAAAUCAGAUCUUGAUCGACAAAGAGCAACCAAUGAUUCAAAUCGAGCAUUCUUCACUCAAGCAACAGAAUCAACUAAAGAAAUUGAGCAUAUGGGUCAGACUAAUUCACGACUUCAAAAAGAAGUUGCACUUCUACGUGAACAAGUAGCUCAAUUGCAAAUGAAAGCAUUACCACCAUCACCAUCGUCAUCAAAUAAUGGGUUUCAUUGA